CAUGGGUCAUGUGAAGUUAAAUAGGGAGUUAGGUACCAGAUUUGGUCUCGGUGCUCGGCUUCAUAUAUAGUUUAACUUUGAUGUAGCUACAUAGUUCUUCAUGGUUCUAUAAUUAAGACUUGCCUUUACCGAUUCUCAGCUAGUCUACACAGUAGUACAUCUUAAGGUAGUGUCAGAAUUCGAUUCCUCAGUUACUGCCAAGACACUUCACCAUUUCCAUUGUCCCGUCCUUUUCUUAGAAAGGCUUAUUCUGAGGGUUCAUUCAUUGGUUAUUCCUGAACACAUCUUUUUCCUACCCUGAACAAGAAAAGCAAAGAUGAGGCGACGUUGUUAAGCUGGUGCAGUAGGCAGUGCAGGGGCGAGUGCUAACUCGAGAAUCGGCUCCGCUCCGUUAAGCUGAGGCUCCUGAAAACGGACACGUCUUGGCUUUCUCAUCAUCAUCUCAGUCACUAGGAAAGUGUCUCCGCUCCUCAUCUCAGGGUUGUAACCACAGUCCCACACUGAAAAUAAGGAACUCAAGCCCAUCUCCAAAACAAGCUUCCAGCUACCUGCUGCGUCGCGUAGUCAACUGCACGAACCAGUAAGCUCCUGCCACGUCAUAGAUCCCGAUCCCAACGCCUGAGGUUACGCCCUCACGCACCGCUGACCCGGCGGUAAAAGACCUGCAUGGCGCCAAACUCUGGCGUCACUUCCGCUACCGCGAUGGCGGCACAGGGUGCAGCAGCGGCAGUUGCUGCAGCUACUUCGGGGGUCGUAGGGGAAGGCGAGCCCGGGCCCGGGGAGAAUGCAGAGGCCGAAGGGACUGCCCCAUCCCCGGGCCGCGUCUCGCCGCCGACUCCAGCGCGCGGCGAGCCAGAAGUCACAGUGGAGAUCGGGGAAACGUAUCUGUGCCGGCGUCCAGAUAGCACCUGGCAUUCUGCGGAAGUGAUCCAAUCAAGAGUAAAUGACCAGGAGGGCCGAGAGGAAUUCUAUGUACACUAUGUGGGCUUUAACAGGCGACUGGAUGAGUGGGUAGACAAGAACCGGCUGGCACUGACCAAAACAGUGAAGGAUGCUGUGCAGAAGAACUCAGAGAAGUACCUGAGUGAGCUGGCUGAGCAGCCUGAGCGCAAGAUCACUCGCAACCAGAAGCGCAAGCAUGAUGAGAUCAACCACGUGCAGAAGACCUAUGCAGAGAUGGACCCCACAACAGCAGCUUUGGAGAAGGAACAUGAGGCGAUCACCAAGGUGAAGUAUGUGGACAAGAUCCACAUUGGGAACUAUGAAAUUGAUGCCUGGUACUUCUCACCGUUCCCCGAGGACUAUGGGAAGCAGCCCAAGCUAUGGCUCUGCGAGUACUGCCUCAAGUACAUGAAGUACGAGAAGAGCUACCGCUUCCAUCUGGGUCAGUGUCAGUGGCGGCAGCCUCCAGGAAAGGAGAUAUAUCGCAAGAGCAACAUCUCUGUGUAUGAGGUAGAUGGCAAAGACCAUAAGAUUUACUGUCAGAACCUGUGUCUGCUGGCCAAGCUUUUCCUGGACCACAAGACAUUGUACUUCGACGUGGAGCCCUUCGUUUUUUACAUCUUGACUGAAGUAGACAGGCAAGGGGCCCAUAUCGUUGGCUACUUCUCCAAGGAGAAGGAGUCCCCAGAUGGAAACAAUGUGGCCUGCAUCUUAACUCUGCCCCCCUACCAGCGCCGUGGCUAUGGGAAGUUUCUCAUUGCUUUCAGCUAUGAGCUCUCAAAGCUGGAGAGCACAGUAGGCUCUCCAGAGAAACCACUGUCUGACCUGGGCAAACUCAGCUACCGCAGCUACUGGUCAUGGGUCCUGCUGGAGAUCCUUCGAGACUUCCGGGGUACACUGUCCAUUAAGGACCUGAGCCAGAUGACCAGCAUCACCCAGAAUGACAUCAUCAGUACCUUGCAGUCCCUCAACAUGGUCAAAUACUGGAAGGGCCAGCAUGUGAUCUGUGUCACACCCAAGCUUGUGGAGGAGCACCUCAAAAGCGCCCAGUAUAAGAAACCACCAAUCACAGUGGACUCUGUCUGCCUCAAAUGGGCUCCCCCCAAGCACAAGCAAGUCAAACUCUCCAAGAAGUGAACACCUGUGCCCUUGCUGCUGGACCCGUGCCUCUUUGCUCCUAGCCUGUAAAUAUGUACAGACCUGUUUUGUCAUUUUUUAAUAAAGUAAAUUCUUCAGUGGUUCUGGACUUUGGAGGUGGGAGGGAGAUGCCAAGA
Castor canadensis (American beaver) is the source of this 2216-nucleotide messenger RNA. RefSeq names its product lysine acetyltransferase 8 (gene Kat8). Gene Ontology annotation, cellular component: NuA4 histone acetyltransferase complex; NSL complex; MSL complex. Gene Ontology annotation, molecular function: histone H4K16 acetyltransferase activity. Gene Ontology annotation, biological process: regulation of DNA-templated transcription. The record is from RefSeq and is a predicted model, not a curated record. Lineage: Eukaryota; Metazoa; Chordata; Mammalia; Rodentia; Castoridae.